GAAUCUCAUAAUAAGUAUUGGUUUACCGACGAACGGGAUAUAGUCCCCUAUGACUCGGAUUUUGAAUGAUGAAACACUGCUACAUUAGUUUCGAUUCUACCUUAGUCACGCUUUCCCCAGGCACUGAAGGGGUGGGUGCAACUCCUGGACGCUGGAUAAAGGAGGAGGGGUGACAUAGCGCGCAUUGUGUUUUGAUUGGUGGAAACUGACAGUGGUACUGUAAAGGGCAAAGCUUUCAUUGGUUGUUGAUUCUCCGUGCUUGUUAGACAAUCAGCUGUGCAUACUUGGAAAGGCAAAGAUCAUCCACACUGCAUUUCGAUGUCCACUGGGCAGCUUGGGAGAACAGACUGUAUGCGGACCAUUCUCUAGGCAACGCGCGAUAUUUGACCUCCAUUUGAAGGCGUGAUAAAUACGUUGCUGGAAACGUGUGUCAUCAACAACAUACUUUAAGCGUCAUGGCUCAGUGGAGCAUGUUGCAGCAGCUGGAGUCCAAGUACCUGGAGCAGGUGGACCAGCUGUAUGACGACACCUUCCCCAUGGAGAUCAGGCAGUACCUCAGCCAGUGGAUCGAGAGCCACGACUGGGAGUCUGUCGCCCAGAGCGACUCCUUGGCAACGGUGCGUUUUCAUGACCUUCUGGUCCAGUUGGAUGACCAGUACAGUCGCUUCGCUCUGGAGAACAACUUUCUCCUGCAGCACAACAUUCGCAAGAUCAAACGCAACCUACAGGAGCACUUCCAGGAGUAUCCACUGCACAUGGCAAUGCUCAUCUGCAACGCACUCAGUGAGGAGAAGAAGAUCCUCAACAGAGCUCUCCAGCAAGAGAAGGUGGGUUCUCCACAGAACAACAUGGGGGGAAAGCACAAAGAACUGGACAACAAAGUCAACAAACUGAGGAAGAUGGUGCAGGAUGCAGAAAUAGACAUUAAAGCUUUAGAGGACCUUCAAGAUGAACAUGACUUCAAGAAGAAAACUCUUCAAAGUCAAGACCAGGAGCCCAAUGGAGUGAAGAGUCAGGAGAAGAAACAAGAAGAGAUGAAGAUCAAAGACCUGUUCAUACGACUCAGGAUAAAGAGAGAGGAGGUUGCUGGUAAGACAGCAGACGCCUUGACAAUGGUGGACCACAUCCAGUUCAGCCUGAUCAGCGAGGAGCUUCCUGAGUGGAAGCGGAGGCAACAGGUGGCCUGCAUCGGGGGACCCAUCAACGCCUGCCUCGACCAGCUGCAGUCAUGGUUCACGUCGGUGGCGGAGAGCUUAAAGCAGGUCCGGCAGCAGCUGAGGAAGCUGCAGGAGCUCGUGCAGAAGUUCAGCUACGACAACGACCCCGUGGCCAUUGGGAUCGGACCCCUGGAGGAGCGCUCCAUCAUGCUGCUGAAGAACCUCAUAGUCAGUGCCUUGAUAGUGGAAAGGCAGCCUUGCAUGCCUACACAUCCUCAAAGACCACUGGUCAUCAAGACAGGGGUGCAGUUCACUGUCAAACUCAGAUUGUUGGUCAGACUCCCAGAGCUGAACUGCCAGUUGAAGGUGAAAGUGACUUUUGACAAAGAUGUAGUUGAACGCAGCACAGUUAAAGGGUUCCGUAAAUUCAAUAUCUUGGGCACAAACACUAAAGUCAUGAACAUGGAGGAGUCCAACGGCAGCUUGGCAGCUGAAUUCCGUCACCUGCAACUCAGAGAGCUGAGGACAACAGGCAACAGAUCAAAUGAGGGCCCUCUUAUUGUUGCAGAAGAGCUACAUACAGUAUGCUUUGAGACACAGCUCAACCAGCCAGGCCAAAACCCCAUUGAACUCACUACCACAUCCCUACCCAUUGUGGUCAUCUCAAACGUUGCUCAGAUGUCCAGUGCCUGGGCCUCAAUCCUGUGGUACAACAUGCUGUCCAGCGAGCCCAAGAACUUGUCGUUUUUCCUGGAUCCUCCUUCGGCCACGUGGGCUCAGCUCUCUGAGUUUCUCAGCUGGCAGUUCUCCUCCAUCACCAAGCGUGGCCUCAACACCGAGCAGCUAAGCAUGCUGGGAGAUAAGCUCCUUGGUCGGGCUGACCCAGAAGGUGUGGUGCCUUGGACAAAGUUCUGCAAGGUGGCAGGUGACAAAGGGGUCUUGUUCUGGACAUGGUUGGACUCCAUUUUGGACCUCAUCAAACGCCACUUGCUCAGCCUGUGGAAUGAUGGGUGCAUCAUGGGGUUUGUGAGUAAGGAGCGUGAGAAGCAGCUGCUGAAUGACAAGUGUCCUGGAACCUUCCUGCUGCGCUUCAGUGAGAGCAGCAAAGAUGGCGCCAUCACAUUCACUUGGGUGGAACAGACAAUCGAUGGCCCCAAGGUCCGCGCCGUGGAGCCCUACACGAGGAGGGAGCUGAUGGCCAUUUCUUUCCCCGACAUUCUGCGCAACUACAAAGUCAUGGCCAAGGACAACCUGCCAGUAGACCCUCUGUCCUUCCUCUACCCUGACACUCCCAAGGACAACGCCUUAGGACGCUACUACAGCCGUCCUCCAGAGGAGGAAGAGUCAGAAGCAAUGGAUGUGGAGAAUCCAAAACCUUAUUUGUCCAGAGACAUGAUUUCUGUUACUGUGGGAGAGCCGAGGCUGCGAGACACCGUCAGUUUGCCCAUGAGCCCAGAUGAGUACCGGGAGAUUGCUAAUUUGGUCCCUCCAGACAUCGACAGCCUGAUGAGUGACUUUUCCUAGUAAACCCAUUUCCUGUCAGUGGAGAAGAAACACACACACACACAGACACACACGCACGCACGCAC
Molecule: messenger RNA, 2746 nt
Organism: Engraulis encrasicolus (European anchovy)
Lineage: Eukaryota; Metazoa; Chordata; Actinopteri; Clupeiformes; Engraulidae
Product: signal transducer and activator of transcription 1-like
Exons: 24
Coding region: 456-2681 (741 amino acids)
Biological process (GO): regulation of transcription by RNA polymerase II; type I interferon-mediated signaling pathway; defense response
Molecular function (GO): DNA-binding transcription factor activity, RNA polymerase II-specific; RNA polymerase II cis-regulatory region sequence-specific DNA binding
Source: RefSeq, a predicted model, not a curated record